Thalassophryne amazonica is the source of this 3881-nucleotide messenger RNA. RefSeq names its product adenosylhomocysteinase-like 1 (gene ahcyl1). The record is from RefSeq and is a predicted model, not a curated record. Bases 175 to 1830 code for a protein of 551 amino acids. The transcript has 17 exons. NCBI's taxonomy places the organism in Eukaryota, Metazoa, Chordata, Actinopteri, Batrachoidiformes, Batrachoididae. Gene Ontology annotation, cellular component: cytosol. Gene Ontology annotation, biological process: L-methionine cycle.
GAACCAGCCGACCGAAAGAAACGAGCUUACGGUCUUUUAGAAAGUAGUGCCAGCCAUAAAAACGGAGCAUUUCUUCCUAACAUCCAGCGAAGCGCGUUGGCAGCGAAAGACGAGGUUCAUCUCAACUCAGCUCGGCCGUUUCCCAGCAAAAAAACAACCUACCGCCUGAAUGAAAUGAGCGACUCGGCUCUGGACGGAAAACAAGCCACCAAAUAUGUCAAAGAGACGGAGAAUGUGGCGGAGAAAUACUCAGCGAUGACCGUGAGCAAAAACAGCAGCGACGUGAACAUGAACGUGGGAGAAAUGUCUUCGGCAGCCUUCACUGCGGUCCACUCUCUGAAAUCCGUCAAGAAGAUCCAGUUUGCUAACGCAGAGGACAAACAGGAAUUUAGCAAGUACCCCACUAAAGCAGGCCGCCGCUCGCUCUCUCGCUCAAUCUCGCAGUCAUCCACAGACAGCUACAGCUCAGCUGCUUCUUACACCGACAGCUCUGACGAUGAGGCCUCCCCGAGGGACAAAGCUCAGGUCAACACUCAAGGCGGCAGUGAUUUCUGCGUUAAAAACAUCAAACAAGCUGAGUUUGGCCGACGUGAAAUUGAAAUUGCAGAACAAGACAUGUCUGCUCUGAUCUCCCUGAGGAAACGAGCCCAGGGAGAGAAGCCACUGGCUGGGGCAAAGAUCGUAGGAUGUACCCAUAUCACUGCUCAGACUGCAGUCCUGAUUGAGACUCUGGUGGCCCUGGGCGCCCAGUGCCGCUGGACUGCCUGCAACAUAUAUUCCACUCAGAACGAGGUGGCGGCAGCUCUCGCUGAGACGGGUGUACCUGUGUUUGCGUGGAAGGGUGAGUCAGAGGAUGACUUCUGGUGGUGCAUCGAUCGUUGUGUCAACAAACAGGGCUGGCAAGCCAAUAUGAUUUUGGACGAUGGUGGAGACUUAACCCACUGGGUGUACAAGAAGUAUCCCAUUGUCUUCAAGAAGGUGCGGGGCAUCGUAGAGGAGAGCGUCACUGGGGUGCACAGACUCUACCAGUUGUCUAAAGCUGGCAAGCUGUGCGUUCCUGCGAUGAAUGUGAACGACUCAGUCACCAAGCAGAAAUUUGACAACCUCUACUGCUGCCGUGAAUCUAUUCUAGAUGGCUUGAAGAGGACCACAGAUAUUAUGUUUGGCGGCAAGCAAGUGGUCGUGUGUGGUUAUGGAGAAGUGGGGAAAGGCUGCUGCACUGCUCUCAAGGCGCUUGGAGCCAUCGUGUGCAUUACAGAGAUCGACCCCAUCUGUGCCCUGCAGGCGUGCAUGGACGGUUUCCGAGUGGUCAAACUGAGUGAGGUCAUCCGGCAGAUGGACGUGGUGAUUACUUGCACUGGUAACAAAAAUGUUGUUACCAGAGAGCAGCUUGACAGAAUGAAGAAUGGCUGCAUCGUCUGCAACAUGGGACAUUCCAAUACUGAAAUUGAUGUGGCUAGCCUACGCAGCCCUGAGCUGACCUGGGAGAGAGUGCGAUCUCAGGUUGACCAUAUCAUCUGGCCUGAUGGAAAGAGGGUCAUCCUGCUGGCAGAGGGUCGCCUCCUGAACCUGAGCUGCUCCACAGUUCCAACGUUUGUGUUGUCCAUCACUGCUACAACUCAGGCUUUGGCCCUGAUAGAGUUAUUUAAUGCUCCAGAUGGGCGUUACAAACAGGAUGUUUAUCUCCUGCCUAAGAAAAUGGAUGAGUAUGUGGCCAGUUUGCAUCUACCAAACUUUGACGCCCACCUGACAGAAUUGUCUGAUGAGCAGGCCAAAUACAUGGGCCUCAACAAAAAUGGCCCCUUUAAGCCUAACUAUUACAGGUAUUGAGUGUGUGAGAUGGAGUCUUCCUCAACACACAGAUGUCCCCAGAAACAGAUAUCUAUUUUAUCAGUUGGUACAAAAUGGAAGAAAUAUUUUACUUAUGCUGAAUGUAACUUAUUAAUAGCACUCUAGACACUGAAUAUAAGGAAUGAUGUAGGAAACAUGAUAUAACCAGCUAACAUUUUCCCCUGUCCUGUCAUAAAAAAGAAGCCUGCCUGCAUGCUUUCAUGCGUAUGGAAUUGUUUAGUUUCUCUUGGUUACUGUUUGUUGCUUGAUAGACAAGCUAUUGCUUUGUCACUUUAUCUACUUCAUGCACAGUGCUAAAUGACGGCCCUGGAAGAGAUCACACAGAGUAUGUUUAUGUCUUCUGUAGUUCAUGCAUUCCCCGAAGUUCAGGCUGAGGCACACACCCUGUGUAAUGAUGUACUUCAUUUUAGAAAUGUUUUUGUCUUAUUAAUCCCAUUUAAAUCUCAUUGCACAUUCCUUAAAAGGUAACAUCCAGUCAACAUGUCACUAAAUCCAAGCAAAAUGAAAACAGAUCUUGCCCUGUGUGACACACCCACUGAGCUCGUCUGUGCUCAGUGACUCUUGCACACCGUGUUUAGAGUAAAGAUGAAGGGCAUCUAAAUUGAUGACUGGUGCAAAACUGAGUUGGACAGAGAGCGCAAAUAUAGUUGCCAGAUGUCUGAGUGCACAUCGGUUUUUAAGCCGUGGGACAAAUCAGUGGACAGCAAGGCACUGGGUGCAAAGAGGUUGGACUUAUGUUCAUUAGGCAUGGGUGCAUUGUAGUCUGACUGUAAUAUCAACAGAGGCAUUUGUCCCUACCUUUAAAUCGGUUGUCUUAAAUGCAAAAAUAAACUAAGUGUGUUUCGAUAAGUUAUUGCUAGCUUUCUUUUUCACACCAAAUGUGGUUGAGACGGAAAUGCAUUAGUCUGCCAACCUCGUAACAUUCACGCAAAAACAAGUAGUGCGCCCCCUAUGGUAGUACAUAAGCACUUAUAUACAGUAGGGAGAAUUGUCAAAACAUGCAGUGACAGUAAAUAUGGAUGCAGCUAAGCAUCCAUAUUUACGUAGGAGUCCGACGUUCAUAACAAUAGAAGGCCUGAAAGGACAACCAGGACGUGAAGACUAGAGGCCCCGGACACACCAGUCAGUCAGACAUUGCACAAAUUCCAGAUCAGUUACAGAAUUUAGGAUGCUCCCCAAUUCCAUCUCUAAACCAAGUGUUGCUCCAAACCCCCCACAAAGUGGCGAUAUGUGCAGGCAAGCAAAGUGUACAUGCAUUGUGAAUCUGUAAAUUUUUCUCUGCAAAAUUUACUGUGUAGGGUAUUUAUAAUAGAGCUGGACUUUAAACAUGGUCUGUCUAGUGAGGGACACUGUCAAUGCACCGUCUCUGUGUUGGGUGGAAACUAGCAGUGAUACCAAUGCUGCGCUGUGCGCCACUUUGCGUUGGGUGGGAGGGUUCCAUUGAAAGUGACAGGCACAGAAACAGGCACUUCAAGGCUACAGGAUAAUUUUACGAUACCUCAGCUCGGUGUCUAUUGGACACGUUUGGCUACAACUUUUAAUGUUUUUUUAAGACACCUGUUGAUUAGCCGUAUAUGAGUUUGUUUUAAUAAAAAAAAAGAAGUCAUAUGACCCAUUUUAAUAACAGGUUAUAUGCAUGUAUCCCUAGAAAUUAUGAAAAUGCUAGAAUGUGACAAAACAUAAUUACAAUAAUGAAACAUUUAAUACAAAUUUUCCAUUUGCAAUUUUAAUCUGUCUUACUCUAAAGCUGACUACAUGUAGUCUUCUGACUGGAUAAAACCUUUAAGGCUGGGGUAUGAAGGUGUGUUUUAAAUAAUUUAACAGUAGAUCCACACUGAAUUGAAUCUUUUAGUCACUCGUCCUUUUCUGUAACACUGCAUCUGUUCAUGCUAAAUGUAAUGUCUUUAUUUUACUGCUUCUGUAGGAAAUUGUAAGUCUCAUAUGUAACCUAUAUUUUGGGAAAAAAUAUAAGGCUCUAUUUGCUAUAUAAUUUUUAAUGUCUUAAUUUGAUCCAACGGGGUCACAUACUU